Molecule: messenger RNA, 750 nt
Organism: Mytilinidion resinicola
Lineage: Eukaryota; Fungi; Ascomycota; Dothideomycetes; Mytilinidiales; Mytilinidiaceae
Exons: 1
Coding region: 102-572 (156 amino acids)
Source: RefSeq, a predicted model, not a curated record
CGAGCUUCAAAGGUCUACCUACCACACAACAGCACUCUCAAGCACCGACUAUCAACGCCAGAACAGCUCGUACAGGGUCUAUUACAAUCAUUUGUACAGGAAUGGGCGCUAGGUGGAGGGCAGAAGGCUGGAGUCGAGGUAUGCACAGCCUAGGAUAUGGGCUUGUGGUCUUGAAGCCUGAGGGAUGCGCGAGUACACUGCAAGGGGAUCUUGAAGAGUUCUAUGCGACGGAUGCGAAAUCAAGGCCACUCUACCGAACCGAAGAGCUGCCCGUGGAUGCAGAGCGCAAAAUGAAGAGCCAGCGAGGGACGGUGGGUGUCCGGGUGAGGUUCCACGGUUGUUGUUCAGGUCGCAAAUGCCUUAUCGCCGAUUCGCUCCUCCGCUGUCCGGCGGCGGUGAGGGCAGCAGGUGGUGGGGGCUCACGCGAUCAUAGUACCAGAGAUUUCGACUCCUCUGUAGGUAUGCAUAGCAGUAAUUCAGAACUGUUCACACUGAAGAUCACAUCAAGAACGUUUGCUAGUUUCAUUAUCUGUAUUGGUUUGUAUUUCCAACCAAAGCUUUCGAUUACUUAGGAAUCCAACAUGGGAUCCAAGCUCAAAAGCACUGCAUAUUAUAGUACACCCAAACCGGCGAUGAGCCAACAAGACCUUCUGCAAUGUCGCAGUAGUUCUAUGAAGCCAACGCUAUUCAACCCAGUAUGAAUCGUCCCGUCCGAUUCAAUGCAACGUGACCCAACCAGAAGGCUGACUC